CAUUAUCACAAAUUUCUAUAGACAAUUUUGAUAUAUCUUCUAAUUCAUCUUCUAUUGAGACUUCUUCGGAUAAUGAUACUAUUCAAAGUACAUCGAGUAGAAGUAAUACAACAGAGAAUGAAUAUGAAACAAAAAUUGAAGAUGUCAAACCUGUUUAUCAACGAACAAUAGAAGAAAUAAUGAUAGAAUCAGAUAUUUCAAUAGCAUAUAAUUUAAAUGAUGAUCGAACAAAAUUGAAACGUUCAUCACAAUCAACAAUAAAAACAUCUAUCACUAGUAUAAAUUUCAGUUUAGAAAUAAAUCAUAAAUCUAUAUUAUUAUUUUUAGAUGAUGAAAAUUCAACUGAACAAUUUAAAAAUGAACUUGCUAAUAUGAAAGCUAAAUCAAAACAUAUUGAAGAAAUUAUUGAAAACUUUUUAUUAAACAACUAG
Molecule: messenger RNA, 431 nt
Organism: Rotaria sordida
Lineage: Eukaryota; Metazoa; Rotifera; Eurotatoria; Philodinida; Philodinidae
Source: the annotation of a GenBank genome assembly